Molecule: messenger RNA, 6302 nt
Organism: Corapipo altera (White-ruffed manakin)
Lineage: Eukaryota; Metazoa; Chordata; Aves; Passeriformes; Pipridae
Gene: DVL1
Product: dishevelled segment polarity protein 1
Exons: 15
Coding region: 80-2215 (711 amino acids)
Biological process (GO): canonical Wnt signaling pathway; intracellular signal transduction
Cellular component (GO): cytosol
Molecular function (GO): frizzled binding
Source: RefSeq, a predicted model, not a curated record
CUUCCUGUCGGGAAGGCCGUGAGCGGAGCCGAGCGCCGGCCGGGAGGCCCCGGGCCGGCCGCCCCCGCUCCCCUCGCCCAUGGCGGAGACCAAGAUCAUCUACCACAUCGACGAGGAGGAGACGCCCUACCUGGUGAAGCUGCCGGUGCCGCCGGAGAAAGUCACGCUGGCCGAUUUCAAAAAUGUCCUCAGCAACCGGCCCGUGCACAGCUACAAGUUCUUCUUCAAGUCCAUGGACCAGGAUUUCGGGGUGGUAAAGGAGGAGAUCUCAGAUGACAAUGCAAAGCUCCCUUGCUUCAAUGGAAGAGUCGUGUCCUGGCUGGUCCUGGCUGAAAGUUCUCACUCUGACACGGGUUCCCAGUGCACUGAGAGCCACACAGACCUUCCACCACCCCUCGAGAGAACAGGAGGCAUUGGAGACUCCCGCCCUCCAUCCUUCCACCCCAACGCUGCCAGCAGCAGGGAUGGCCUGGACAAUGACACAGGGACAGAGUCAGUCAUCAGCCACCGGCGGGACAGGCACCGGCGGAGGAACAGGGAAGGGCACGAGGAUGCCCCUCGGAUCAAUGGGCACCCAAAGCUGGACAGGCACCGUGAGCACCCCCCUGGCUACGACAGCUCCUCCACCAUGAUGAGCAGUGAGCUGGAGUCCAGCAGCUUCAUCGACUCCGAGGACGACGACAACACGAGCAGGUUGAGUAGCUCCACGGAGCAAAGCACCUCAUCCCGGCUCAUCCGGAAGCACAAACGCAGGAGGAGGAAACAAAGGAUGCGGCAGAUCGACAGGUCGUCUUCGUUCAGCAGCAUCACCGAUUCCACCAUGUCCCUAAAUAUCAUCACUGUCACACUCAACAUGGAAAAGUAUAAUUUCCUGGGAAUCAGCAUUGUGGGGCAGAGCAAUGACCGGGGUGAUGGUGGCAUCUACAUCGGCUCCAUAAUGAAAGGAGGGGCGGUGGCAGCGGACGGCCGGAUCGAGCCGGGAGACAUGCUCCUGCAGGUGAAUGAUGUCAAUUUUGAGAACAUGAGCAACGACGAUGCAGUUCGGGUUCUACGGGAAAUAGUCUCCAAACCAGGACCCAUCAGCCUAACAGUAGCCAAAUGCUGGGACCCAACUCCCAGGAGUUACUUCACCAUCCCCAGGGCUGAGCCGGUGCGGCCGAUCGACCCCGCGGCCUGGAUCUCUCAUACCACGGCCAUGACGGGAGCGUACCCCCGUUACGGUAUGAGCCCCUCCAUGAGCAUCACCACAUCUACCAGCUCCUCACUAACAAGCUCAAUUCCCGAGUCGGAAAAAUUAGAAGAAUCUCCUUUAACUGUGAAGAGUGACAUGGCUACUAUUGUCAAGGUUAUGCAGCUCCCAGACUCAGGCCUUGAAAUUCGGGACAGGAUGUGGUUAAAAAUCACCAUCUCCAAUGCAGUGAUAGGAGCAGAUGUGGUUGACUGGCUUUACACGCACGUGGAAGGCUUCAAAGACCGGCGGGAGGCGAGGAAAUACGCCAGCAGCAUGUUAAAACACGGCUACCUCAGGCACACUGUGAACAAAAUCACCUUCUCAGAGCAGUGCUACUACGUCUUUGGAGACCUCUGUGGCAACCUGGCUGCACUGAACCUCAACAACGGUUCCAGCGGCGCCUCGGAUCAGGACACCCUCGCUCCGCUCCCACAUCCUGCUGCUCCCUGGCCGUUAGGCCAAGGAUACCCCUACCAGUAUCCUCUGCCCCCUCCGUGUUUUCCACCAGCAUACCAAGACCCAGGCUUUAGCUAUGGCAGUGGCAGUGCAGGGAGCCAGCAAAGUGAAGGAAGCAAAAGCAGCGGCUCGAACCGGAGCACCAGCGAGAACAGCAGGCGAGCUGUGGGCAGGGAGAAGGACCGCAAGUCGGGGGGCAGUGGCAGCGAGUCGGAGCACACGGCGCGGAGCGGCGGCAGCACCGCGCGCCGGGACCGGCCCGCCAGCCAGCUCAGCCACCGCAGCCACGGCUCCGCCGCCCACAGCGACAGAAGCCACCACAGCCACCACUCCUACGGGGGGCCCCCGGGGGUGCCCCCGCUCUACAGCCUCCCCAAGCUGGGCUCCAAAGUCUACGGGACCAGCGGCCCCCCCGGAGGGCCUCCCGUGCGGGAACUGAGCGCGGUCCCCCCGGAGCUCACCGGGAGCCGCCAGUCCUUCCAGAAGGCCAUGGGCAACCCUUGUGAGUUCUUCGUAGACAUCAUGUGAGAGGAAGUGCCUUCAGACUCUGCCUGGGUUGGGGUGGGGAGGGGUUGGGGUGGGUUGGUUUUUUUUUUUGGGGUGGUUUGUUGUCGAACACUUAAUGGAAGAGACUUGGCUGGUCUUGCAUGUCACACCUUCCUGUUUGCAAAGUGUGUUGCAGUAAAAAAAAAGAAAAAUAUAUCAAGAAAACCGAGCGAAAAAUACAAAAAAAAAAAAAUUCCCUCCGCAAAAAUGAACAAAAAAAAAAAAAAUCUCCUGGGAUUGUUAAAUAUCAGCAAACCGAUGGCAUCUUUUCUUUAUCCUUUUUUUUUUCCCUCCCCCCUCCUCUUGUUUUGGAUUGUGAAUGGCUGGUGUAUAUUCACAUCUUAAUGAGCUUUGGUCAUUGUGGCACCUGCUUCGAUGCAACUGGUGUAUCUUUUUGGCUGAUUCAAGGACUCUUAUUUCACACGACUUCUAAAUUCCCGAUAUUGCAUAGGAGCACUUUUAUUUUUCCCUGCUUUUUUUUUUUUUCUCUUACAAGGAAAAAAAACGACCCUUGGCUGGUAUCUGUGAUACUGCCUUGGAAUGCUGUUUCUUGGAUGCAUCCAUAGCACUGAGCAGACAUUGCACCCACAAGUGUACAGACAGCACGUGCUUGGAAAGGAGCAGGAUCAACCCAAGUGGAAAACAAAGUUGUGGCUACCUUCUGCUGACUAGGGAGUAUAAAUCAACCUUUCUUUCUUUUUUUUUUUCUUUUUCUUUUUUUUUUUUUUUGGUUGUUUUUUUUUAGAUAUUAUUCUGUCAAGGGAGUGCUGGAGUCUUGCUACUGUAUGUGCUCAUUGUGCAGAACUUGUCAAGUUGUUUCCUUCAGUACCACAAUAGUGACUUUGUAGCUGCAGUCGGUUCCUGGGCAUUCCAGUCCCACCCCUGCUGACAGAUGUGGCUGUUCCUGCUGGAUGUGCACUUGCUUGGAAAAGUUAUUUCCACAGAAAUAGGACAGCUGCUGCCGUGCAGUUCUGUUAGUGUAGCUGCAGCUUUUCCCUUUCCAAGGGGAUAUUCAUCCCAUUCCAGCUAAAUCCUGGCUCCCACUGGGACGUGGCUCUUCACUUUGAUUUCAUUUUGAUCACCUGUUGUUCUGUCCUUCGUUUCGGAGCAGUACCUUUCUUUUUUUGUUGAAAUGGAAACCUGGAGCUGUCUAAUCCCUCUUGCAGUCCCAGGGGAACGUUUCUGAGCACAGAGAGGGGCUGGCUGUUGGCAGAGAGGUGUGAGGGUGUUUUGAGGGCUGAUCCCAAAUGGUAAAGUGAACGAAUCCUUACACCUGACACCGAGCGGGACCCUCUCUGCUGAGGAGACCUGACUGAAGCAACUGCUGUUGUACAUCCCCAAGGUUUCAUUUCUGUGUGGUUCCUGCUCUGGGGCUGUGGGCACUUGAUAAAGCAGGUUCAGGAGCCUCCAGUGGUGUGUAAGAAGCUUUUUUUUAAGGUGUCAGAAGGAGGGUAUGGUGAGAGCACACCCACACUCUGUCACGGUGCCUCAUGUGAUGGGACACACGUGGGGAGCUGCAGCCACUUAGUGGCAUUUGGCCACAGGGCCAUGCCUCAGUUAAAUCCUCCUUUCUGAGGUGCCUGCUGCUGGCAGGUUUUAGGACAGGUGCUUUAAGAUCAGUCUUGACUGUAUAUAAGCAUUUUUCUCACUGGUAAGAAGCUGCUUUUUGGUUCGUCCCGUGCUCUGUGGGUAGCGUGAAUGCCCGAGAUGAAGGCCAAAAGAGAACAUCUUCCUCAGGAUACACACAGUUCCAUGUCCAUUUGUCACCCCGAAAAACGACUCUUCAGACAUUUUGGGUGUUGUUCAUGCUGAUAGAUUUUUCAGUUCUUUCCCUGUUCCAGGUCUGUGUGCAAACACAUCCCUUUGUCAGAGCCAGAGUAACGAUUCCAGCCAAAGCUCCAAAUGUCUGUGUUAACUGGAGACUUGAGUCUCUCCUUCAAAAGGGAACCAGGCAUUUGGGAAACUCUGUGUCACUCAGACUAGGUACUCCCCUUCCUGGCCUUCUAAACUAGUUUUCUUUACAGAAACCUCCCAAAAAGCUGCCUAAUGUCUCUGAAAGCAGUGCUUUCAUCAUCCUCCAUCCCAUGGGCUGGCAUGGAUUGCCACGUGGCUGAUGUGGCUUCUCCAAAAGAGUGGCACUACCUGGAGCUUGACUGUGCAAACAGUACCUUUCUUUUCCUUUCCUCCUCCCAAUUCCACAGCAAAGAUGCUUACCCUAACCUGGUAACCUAUUCUGAAAGAUUGACAUUGAAAGCAAUGGAGUAAAUCAGGGUAAAAUAAUGGUGUAAUUCUGCUAUGUCUCCAGGAGACACUGUUAAGGAGUCUGUGACUUUACUGACAAUCACUAGUGGUUCUACUUUUAAAUUAAUUUAAAACUUUUCUGGUCUCUUAUAUAUAUUGAUUUUUCUGGCCCACUCUGUCUUAAGGCAGAACUUGGAGGGCUGGAGGAAAAGACUCUCAUUUUAAUAUUUCCAAAAGGGAUUAAAGCUGGGGGCUGAGCUUUCACCCGUGGAAGAAACGUGUUUUAUUUCCUUAUGUCUUUCCAAGAGUUGCAGUUUACACACCUGCUGGGUUGUUUUUUGUUUGUGUUUUUUUUUGUUUGUUUGUUUUUUUGGUCUUGUUGUUAAUGCUGUUGGCAGAAACUGUUCUGUGUCUUGCUGGUCUUUGCUGCUAUGUUGAAAUGACUGUGUUAUAAACUUGUGUGUUCGUGGGUCACUCUGGAAUGAGGCUGCAAAUCCAUAACCGGGUGUGGGAAAGCAUUAGUCUGCUGAGGAAUUCAGGCUGAAGCAGCUUCACCCACAACAGGCAUCCACUGCUCUGGGUGUGCUGGGUGCUGGUCCUUGAGGAACCUGCUGUUUGCAGGGAGAGCAGGAGGGUGGAGAUGCCCCUGUGUGGACAGUGCAAUACGUGAUGGCCACUGUGUGUAAAACAAACCCCUGAUCCCCCCCCUGUAGUGUCCAGUGGAGAGGGUGGAGUGAGUGGAAGGUCAGGCCUGAAUCUUUGCUAGAUUUUCACAAGAGACAGGAGAUUUCCCAGAUCCCAUCCUUGGCUUUCAGUGCAUGCUCAUGUGUCUUUCCACCAAGGGGGGCCUCAGGACCUGCCUGUGCCAGUGUCUCCUGUUGGGCACAGCAUUCCCUGCUGUGCCAGGUGGAAGGAAGUUUGCAGGCUGGAGUGCUGCAGAUCCAUCUGUUUUCUCUCUCUAGGGCCUCAGAUUUAUCCCUGAUUUAAUGUCAGUGACUGGGCUCCAACUCCAGCGAGGGGUUUGCUGUGCAGGGCAUUGAAACAACCUCAAAUCAGGAGCCUUCAGUGGCUGACAUUUUUAUUCUGGGAGUGAGACCCUCGACUGAGCUUAAGGCUCACACGUCCCUGCCAACAGAUUUAACAGCAGGUUUGUCUGGAGGAUCAUGGAAAAUGAUGAGGAAACAGUUUGGGAUGACAUCUCCUCCCCAAAGGAGGCAGGAUCUGUAGGGGGAGUGUAUCCACCUGCUAUAUUAACUCUGAGGAGUUUUUGGCAAAUAAGUCUUAAAAGCACUGCUAUUGUCUUUUACCUCCUAUUAAUAAAUCUCCUUUUUCCAAGGUAACAGUCCCCUGGACACUUUAUCCAAAGGUUUAUUGGAUGGCAAGCAAUGAUGCACAGACAUUGACUUUUGCUAUUAUUUUUGUUCUCUUCAAAUGGGCAGUCCCCUCCUGAGACUUGACAGCUCAUGAGUUGAUGUAAUUGUUUUUGUUUUUUGCAUUUAACUGGAUUGUAAUAAGAUUGACUUAAAAUUAUUAAUUCUAAUCAGUGAUUAGAAAUACAUGUAAAGAAUUUUAUGUACAGUAGAGGAACAAAGUUACAUGAUUUUAAAUAAUGAAAAUCCAGACUAUCACCUAUCCUAGAAUUGGUUCUACUCAAAGAGUGACCUCUUAUUAGCAUGGACUGCACUGUUCCUGUUAAAUGUCUAUUGCAUAAUUGAAUUCUUUUUUGUAGAUAUUGUAUUAAAACCCAAGUGUCUGUAUAGUUAAUAUAUAGCUGCUUAUGUGUAAAUGCUAUUUUAAACACUAAAAAGCUUUUAAUUUUAUGUGAUAA